Molecule: messenger RNA, 1005 nt
Organism: Penicilliopsis zonata CBS 506.65
Lineage: Eukaryota; Fungi; Ascomycota; Eurotiomycetes; Eurotiales; Aspergillaceae
Exons: 1
Biological process (GO): snoRNA splicing
Cellular component (GO): U2-type spliceosomal complex
Molecular function (GO): metal ion binding
Source: RefSeq, a predicted model, not a curated record
CCCCAGUUUACGUUCAAGAAACGCUCUGCCAAGGCCAAGGCCAAUUUCCGCAAGAAACCAGACACCCCCCCACCCGCGUCCGAGUCAGAGUCUGCUGGCUUCACCUCGUCCGACGAUGACGAGGGCCGCCGGAUCAAGCGACGACGCAAGAACGUCGCCGUGACGGCCUCAUCGGCGACCAACCCGACGGCUCGGAAGAAGGGCGCCGACAGCGACGACCAGCCGACCAGUGUGGCUCCCGUACCCUUAACGUCAAGCAAUGAUGCGACCAAGGCGGCCAACUGGUACGACGAAGACCUUUCCGAGCAGAACCUUUUGGGUACAACGCGAGCUUCUACUACUACCACUACUACUACUACUACCACUACAGACGGCAUGUACAAAGGGACAUCCAACUAUCAAUCGUUUAUCCAGAAGAAUCCAAACGCCCCGACAAAACAGUUUGGUCCGAUGAAAGCGGCGACCAACGUACGGACGGUGACGGUCAUGGACUACGCGCCGGAUGUGUGCAAGGACUGGAAGAUAACGGGGUACUGCGGGUACGGCGAUUCGUGCAAGUACCUGCAUUCUCGCGAGACGUACAAGCAAGGAUGGGAGAUUGAUCGGGAGUGGGAGGUCAACACCAAGGGCAAGCAGUUGAAGGGGAAGAUUGUCUCGACGCACAAAAAGGAUGGGAAGAAUGGACACGACGACGACGAUGAUGAUGAUGAUGAGGAGGAUGAGGAGGAUGAACUGCUUGAGAGUAUUCCGUUUGCUUGCAUCAUCUGCAAGAAACCCUAUCAGAAUCCGAUCGUGACCAAGUGCGGCCACUACUUUUGCGAAUCGUGUGCGCUGCAGCGGUACCGCAAGAACCCAUCGUGCGCGGCCUGCGGGACAGGAACGAGCGGGGUGUUCAACGUCGCGAAGAAGCUCAACGAUCUGCUGGAGAAGAAGCGCGAGCGGGCACGCCGACGGCGGGAGAAGGCGAUAGCCGAGGGGGAGGAGCCGAGUGAGGGGGAGAGUGAC